Cuscuta epithymum is the source of this 2448-nucleotide messenger RNA. The record is from the annotation of a GenBank genome assembly. Lineage: Eukaryota; Viridiplantae; Streptophyta; Magnoliopsida; Solanales; Convolvulaceae.
GACAAUUUGGGGUCACAAACCCCUUUAUCAAAAUAAAAAUCAAUGGAGGGGAAAAGUUGAGAGCUGCUUCUCUCCUGGGUUACGCGACCCGGUUCUUUUUCCCGUAAACUUCCAUGGGUAUUGCGCUUGAUUCUUGGAAUUUGAUGUUUGGUGUUUGUUGAUUGUUGCUGUUUCGUGAUCGUAAUCCAUCUUUAACCUGGAUUUGAGCUUGGAAGGUCGGUUUAUGCAAAAAAAACCAUAACACUAAUCGCGAAAACACUGUUCACGGUUCUUCUUCUCUCGUCGAUACCUGGAAUUGCAGCUCGAUUCUGAAACCUGAGACUGGAUUGGGACUCGGGAGCUUCUCGUCGCUACUCCCCAUCCGUUUUCAGGCGCACCUGGGUCGUGUCGCUAACCUGAUUUGGAGCUUUGCUGACUAUGGAGACUGAAACAUAGCACCAUCUGUGACGGACGAUUCUACAGAGAAGGUGAUAAGUUACUGUUCACAGCACCUUUUGUGACUUGUGAUGGCUAGGAAGAAGAUGGAAUCUGGAGAAUCCUCCUCAGUCAGAACAACUAGGUCCUCCUCCAGGUUUUUUGUGUUGGAGGAUAAUGCUGAUGAAUUCCCGGCCCUGAUCUCCGGGGAUUUAAGACCACAAACGCCUGCUACUAAGGUGGUGGAAUCAAUUGCUACCAAAGGGACUGCUGGGAAGAGUCUGAACACUGUGAAACUAGUAACUCCUAUUGCAGGUACAACUGGUGCUGGGCAAUUGACAGUUAUAACAAUGGCAGAGACUUCUAAUGAAGGAUUGAAGAAUCCUGGGAAGGCUGUGAAAAACCAAAAAACUGGUGCUGGGCAGAUUCAACAAGCCCCUGAAGAAGCUGAUAUGGGUAAUAAACCAUGGAAUGCACUCUUUAAGGAUAAUCGUGCACCAUCCCAUGGGAUUAAACUGAGAUAUAUUCCUCCAAAAGGUAAUAUUUUGGAUCUCACUGAUAGGGUUAUGCCUACAAUGGUGGAGAUGUGGGGACACUGUUUAGUUGGGUUCUUCACGGGUCGGUUUCCUGGGCUUAAAGCUGUCCAUGAGUUAAGAGAAAAAUGGGGGGUAAAAUGCUUGGUUAGGUCCCAUGAUAAGGGCUGGAUUAUCUUUAAAUUUCAAAACGAGGCUGAUAGAUUGAAAGUGCUAAAUGAGGGACCAUACUCGAUUUUUGGGAAACUACUGAUGUUGAAGAUGUUGUCGGAGGAUUUCUCAUUUGAGGAUGAAGAAUUCCUCAAAGUGCCGAUUUGGGUUAAAUUCCCAAACUUACCAAUGAGUCUAUGGAAUGAGGGGGUUAUGAGUGAGGUAGCUUCUAUGAUAGGGGUUCCGUUAUCUACGGACAAGGUCACCCAAGAAAGAACCAACCACAACUAUGCUAGAGUGCUCAUUGAAGUUGAUGUGUCAAAGCCACCCCCAUUGUCCUUUCCUAUACGAUUACCUUCACAUAAGGUAAUUAAACAAUGGGUGAGAUACGAGACAUUUCCUAACUACUGCUUCCACUGCAAAGAAUAUGGGCACCACCCAUUUAUUUGUAAAAAGCUGGCUGAAAAAGAGAUGAAGGAAAAGAAUGAUAAGGAAAAGAAUGAUAUCGUUGUUGUUAGGGAGGAUGAACUGAAAAUACAAGGUGAGGAAGUGGGUGUGAAGGAAAUGGAGGGUCAAGGGAAGAGCAUUGUUACUGUUCUGGAGCCUGCUAUUAUGGCUGAGGAGAAGAUUAUGCCGGAGGCUGCUGUACUGGAAGAGACUGAAAGUGAGAGUUCAGGAUAUGGGUCGUUUGAGACCGACAAUGGAUCGGGGGAGGAGGACCUAGACCAGACAGAUACUGCGAACUUUGAUGAAGUCUAUAUGGAUGGUAAGGUUUUUAUGAUUAGGAAAGAUGCUAAUGUGAACAGAAAUAGAAUGACAAGGAGAAUUCCAGGUUUAAGUUGGGAGGAAACAUUUGCUAAAAACAAAAUGGCUCUUCCAAAUCUUUUUAAGAGUAAGAAGAAAAGGAAAAAACGGUUGACUGGAAGGAAAUAACCUUCUGGUUCGUUCAGUGAUGGUUGCGAUGCACUACUGCUUUGUUUGGAUUUGGAGAACAAUUGUGGAAUUGGGGAAGGGUGUGUGCAUUUCUGCUGUAACCGCAGAUUUACUGCCACUGGGCAGUAGACGAUUUCUAUUUGAGUUUAUUACUAGGUAGGCUAAUGGUUGAGGUUAUAUAAUUUUUGAUGCUGCAGUGUCUUCUUGGAUGGGGAAACUAUGGAUUCCUUAGAUGGACUGGACUUUUAUUUAAUUAGUGAUUUGUGAAAUGGGGUUUGUCCCAUUAUCUUGAUGCAUUAUAUCUAGAUUAGUUUAUUCUAGCUUAGAUAGUCAUUUUGAUUUGGAUUGAUGCAUUGUAAAAUGCUACUUUUUUUCGGUAUCUAAUAUACUUACAUAUUACCAAAAAAAAAAUAAAAAU